Guyanagaster necrorhizus is the source of this 483-nucleotide messenger RNA. RefSeq lists its product as uncharacterized. Bases 1 to 483 code for a protein of 160 amino acids. NCBI's taxonomy places the organism in Eukaryota, Fungi, Basidiomycota, Agaricomycetes, Agaricales, Physalacriaceae. The record is from RefSeq and is a predicted model, not a curated record. The transcript has 2 exons.
AUGCCAAGAGUGUUUAAAACCCCCAGACAUAAAGAGAUUGCACUGGAGGCUGUCUUCAGUCAAGUGGCUUCUGCUCAGAAGCAUGCACCUCACCAAAAAGCCUCUACACCUGGUGGUGAGAUGAUGGUCCAUGAGGAUCCUCCUGCAUCUGUAUUCACUCCAGCAUUGAAUUCCUUGGCUGCAAGUAUGGUCUCUCCACCCACUGAAUGUCUCAGGACUCCAGUCUUCAUGCUGACUGCAUCUUCUUCCACUGAAGAACUAGCUGCCCUAUUUGUUUUUGAUCUCAAGCCCACCAUCAGGACUAUGGUAACCCUAAAGAAUACACCUACUGCUGCAGCCCCUCUGUCUGAACAGGAUGUCACAAUGGAUGAAUACACUGCACUAUCUGAGAUGGAAUCAGACACAGAUAACCUGUUCAACUUCAGGGAUGUCAAUCUCUCAGAUGUGGAAAUUGGCUCAACUGCCAAUUUCAUCUCUAUCUAG